Messenger RNA from Laccaria bicolor S238N-H82, 1764 nucleotides. RefSeq lists its product as uncharacterized. Gene Ontology annotation, molecular function: arginine-tRNA ligase activity; ATP binding. Gene Ontology annotation, biological process: mitochondrial translation; arginyl-tRNA aminoacylation. NCBI's taxonomy places the organism in Eukaryota, Fungi, Basidiomycota, Agaricomycetes, Agaricales, Hydnangiaceae. The transcript is spliced from 5 exons. Bases 1 to 1764 code for a protein of 587 amino acids. The record is from RefSeq and is a predicted model, not a curated record. Gene Ontology annotation, cellular component: cytoplasm; mitochondrion.
AUGUCCCAGCUGCCUAUUUUACCAGACACAAACCCCGUAUUCGACUCGUUUAGGAUAUCUAUUGCUAAACGUCUCUCCGACACCCUUCCUCUGACUGUUGAACAAGCUUUUGCCGGUGUAGACUAUGGAAAGAAAGGGGAGGAUUUCACGGUCGCGUUGCCUCGAUUUCGACUACCCGGGAAGGUAGCGGAGAUUGCAGCAACGGUCAUCGAAGGGUUCCAACCGGACGAAUGGAUCGAGUCCAUCGUUCUUGACAGAUCUUUCCUUCACUUCCGAGUCAAUACUACGAACAUGAUUUGCCAAGUUCUUAACCAAGUGAACGCUCUCACCCAUCUUACACCCUCUGGACAGCCCGAGUACGGCUCCAACGAUUCUGGGAAGGGAAAAAGAGUCAUCAUCGAGUACUCCUCGCCCAACAUCGUCAAAGAAUUCCACCUUGGCCACUUACGGAGCACUAUCAUUGGUGCCUUUCUCGCUAACCUAUACAAGGCCUGUGGGUGGGAGGUCAUCUCUAUGAACUACCUCGGCGACUGGGGAACUCAGUUUGGCAUGGUUGCUACUGGCUACGAGAAAUACGGCUCACAAGAAGAGUUCGACCAAGACCCGAUCAUGCACCUGUACAACGUCUACGUCAAAGUCACCAAAGAUCUCGAGACUGACCCAAAGGUAAAAGUCGAGGCCGCGAGGUGGUUCAAGCGAAUGGAGGAUGGAGACGAGGAUGUGCUCAAGAAAUGGCACGGCUGGCGAGAGACGAGCUUGGAGAAGUACCAGGAGGCGUACGAUCAACUCAACAUCAAGUUUGACGUAUACACCGGCGAGAGCAACGUCAGCAAGGAGUCGAUGGACAAGGCCCUCGUGCAGCUUCAGGACAUGGGGCUCAUCUCCGACAGAGACUCCGCCAAGGAGGUCGAUCUAAACAAGUGGAACCUCAAGGCGCCAAUCGUUCGCAAGACAGACGGAACUUCUACGUACCUGACGCGUGACAUCGGUGGAGCGAUUGAGCGCUACGAGCGAUAUAAAUUCGAUAAAAUGAUCUACGUUGUCGGCGCUGCACAAGACUUCCACCUCGCCCAAUUCUUCAAAAUCGUCGAGCUCAUGGGCUUCCCUUGGGCCAAAAACCUCCUGCACAUCAACUACGGGAUGGUUCAAGGAAUGCGCACCCGAAAAGGGACCGCGGUCUUCCUCGACCGGAUCAUUAAGAAGGCAGGCAACGUUAUGCAUGAGCAGAUGAAGAAGAACGAUGAAAAAUAUGCGGUUAUUCAGGAUCCGCAGGCGACAAGUUUGGAGAUCGGGAUUACGGGCAUUAAGAUUCAAGAUAUGGCUGCUAAACGAAUCAACGACUACACCUUCAACUGGGACCGUAUGUUGUCCUUUGAAGGUGAUACCGGGCCCUACCUCCAAUACGCCCACUCCCGACUUGCCUCCAUCGGGCGCAAGAACCCACAACUCCUGCCCCUCCCGCCCACAUCGCAGAUUGCCACGCACGCCCUUGCUCAAUACUCAAACGCCCGCGAGAUCGCAUUCCUUCUGGGCACCUACCCUGAUGUUGUCAAUGUCGCGCUGAAGACACACGAACCCAGCGGGGUGGUGACGUUUGCGUUCAAGUUAGCGCAUGCGAUUUCGACGGCGUGGGACAGGGUGAUUGUAAAGGGCGAAGAGGAUGUGGAGAAGGCAAGGGCGAAGAUGUAUCUAUAUGAGUGUGCGAAAGAGGUUUUGGCGGCUGCCAUGCGUCUGUUGAGCAUCAGGCCUUUAGAGAGGAUGUGA